UAUCCCCUCGCCGCCGCCGCCGCCGCCGGCGGCGUCCGCCGCGCCACCACGGCGCCAUGCUCCGGCAACGUGGCCGCGUCCUCACCCAGCUCCUCUCGUCUUCCUCCGCCUCUCCCGUGUCCCAUCUCCGCCGCCUCCUCUCCGCCGCAGCGCCCGCCAUCUCCCCAAGCAUCGGGUUCGCCGUGGAGGACUACCUCGUCCGUACCUGCGGCCUCACCCGACCACAGGCCGCCAAGGCCUCCCCCAAGCUCUCCCACCUCAAGUCUCCCGCCAAGCCCGACGCCGUGCUCGCCUUCCUCGCCGGCCUCGGCCUCUCCGCCGCCGACGUCGCCGCCGUCGUCGCCAAGGACCCGCUGCUACUCUGCGCCAAAGUGGAGAAGACCCUGGCCCCCGUCGUCGACGGGCUCACCGGCCUCGGCCUCUCGCGUCCUCAGAUCGCGCACCUCGUCUCGGUCGCCGGCGAGAAGUUCCGCUGCAGAGCCAUCAUCGACAGGCUGCACUACUACCUGGCCCUCUUCGGCUCCUCCGGGAAGCUCCUCCGGGUUCUCGACCGCAGCCCCUACAUCCUCUCCUCCAACCUCGAGAGGGUGGUCAAGCCCAACGCCGUGUUCCUGAGGGAGUGCAGGAUAGGUGCUUGUGAUAUUGCCAAGCUGUGUGUCGCUCAGCCGAGGAUGCUCACCUCCAAUGUGGAGCGCGUCCGGGCGAUGGCGGCAAGCGCCGAAGGCCUAGGUGUGCCCCGUGGCUCCAGGAUGUUCUGGCGCAUGCUGAAUGCCCUUGCGUUUCUCCGCGAGAAGGAUAUCGCCGCCAAAGUGGAGUACUUGAAGGACACUUUCAGAUGGUCCGAUGCUGAGGUGGGCAUUGCUCUUUGUAAGGCCCCGAUGGUGCUGGCGUUGUCCAAGGACCUGCUGCAGAGGAAGUCGGAGUUCCUGAUCUCUGAGGUGGGGUUGGAACCGGCAUACAUUGCUCAUCGGCCGACAUUGCCCACUUACAGCCUGGAGGGCCGACUAAGGCCCCGGUACUACACUUUGAAGUUUCUUAAGGAAAAUGGAUUGCUAGAUCAUGACCGAGACUACUAUUGUGCAGUCAUGCUGCGAGAGGAGGUAUUCAUGGAGAAGUUCAUAUGCCCCUACAAGGAAGCUGCACCACAACUCGCUGAAGACUAUGCAGCAGCUUGCAAAGGGGAAGUGCCGGCUAGAUUCAGAUUUACAUGAACCAAGGCCUGUACGAAAAUUUCAUAACCGGGUAUGACACAACAGAAGUUUCACUCUCCGCAUCAAGCCGCUCAUUCCUGAUUCAAUGUUGUUGGCCUAAACUUAAUGGUGGUUGGCUGCUAUCUACAAUCUAUAGCAUGUAUGUUACGUUCUCAUUUGGUGGUGCUAAUCCAGGAUGAAACUGAUAUUUUGAUUUGUGAGCCUUGGUAUGCUCGUUAUGUCAUUCAGUAGGAAGAAAGCAUUGCGCUGCUAUUAACUUGCCCCUCCUCAUGUUAUUGACACAUAUAUUGGAACUAAGAGAGUGUGAGAUCACGGCAUCCUACCAAUGCUUUGAAGUGAGUAGUAUUUCUGUGCA
Triticum dicoccoides is the source of this 1566-nucleotide messenger RNA. RefSeq lists its product as uncharacterized. NCBI's taxonomy places the organism in Eukaryota, Viridiplantae, Streptophyta, Magnoliopsida, Poales, Poaceae. The record is from RefSeq and is a predicted model, not a curated record. Gene Ontology annotation, molecular function: double-stranded DNA binding. Gene Ontology annotation, biological process: regulation of DNA-templated transcription. The transcript has a single exon. Bases 57 to 1211 code for a protein of 384 amino acids.